Messenger RNA from Rhea pennata, 4658 nucleotides. It is a transcript of the gene IL1RAP, whose product is annotated as interleukin 1 receptor accessory protein. The record is from RefSeq and is a predicted model, not a curated record. NCBI's taxonomy places the organism in Eukaryota, Metazoa, Chordata, Aves, Rheiformes, Rheidae. Bases 115 to 1839 code for a protein of 574 amino acids. Gene Ontology annotation, molecular function: interleukin-1 receptor activity. Gene Ontology annotation, biological process: signal transduction. The transcript is spliced from 11 exons.
CGGCCCCAGGAGCAGGAGCAGCAGCAGGAGGAGGAGGAGGAGGAGGAGGAAGAAGAAGAAGAGGGGAGCGCGGCGCGCGGGACGUGGCUGCGCACGCCCUGCCGCGCGCCCAGGAUGAAGAUGAUCAGUGCCCUGCUAGUUACUCUAUGGCUGUGUAUGAUCACCCUCAGCAGCAGCUCCGAACGUUGUGAUGACUGGGGUGUGGACACCAUGAAACAGAUACAGAUUUAUGAUGGGGAACCUGCUAAGAUCAAAUGCCCACUCUUUGAGACCUUCCUGAAGUACAACUACAGCACAGCCCAUUCUGCUGGCUUAACCCUGAUCUGGUACAGGAUUGGGCAGGACCGGGAUCUGGAGGAGCCCAUUAACUUCCGUCUCCCAGACAAUCGCAUCAGUAAGGAGAAAGACACCCUUUGGUUCUGGCCUGCCCUUCUCAAUGACACUGGGAAUUAUACAUGUAUGCUCAGAAAUACAACCUACUGCAGCAAAGUUGCAUUUCCCUUGGAGGUUGUUGCAAAAGACGAACACUCUUGUGUCAGCCAUUCAAUAAAACCAGCUGAGGAGAUGUUCUACCUGGAGCAUGCUAAUGAGAAGAUCAUAUGUCCAGAUAUUGAUGGAUUUUAUCCAGCUAGUGUAACACCAACUGUCAAAUGGUACAGGAACUGCAGGUUGGUGGAUGGCUACUAUGAGCGAUAUCCCCAAGGGUCCAAGCUUGUUAUUGGCAUUGUUCGCAGUGUGUAUGAAGGGAAUUACACUUGCAUUGUGACAUUCAACGACCACGGGAGAACGUAUAAUCUCACUAGAACCAUAAAGAUGAAGGUUGUGGGGUCUCCCAACAAGGCUUUGCCACCACAGUUCACCUCUCCGAACGAGAAAGUUGUCUAUGAGCUGAACCCAGGAAAUGAGCUUGUUCUGUCCUGUGAAGUCUUCUUCACUUUCUUGAAGGACUCCCGAACUGAGGUGUGGUGGACCAUAGAUGGGAAAAACACAGAUGACAUUAUGGACCCCAAGAUAAAAGUCACACAAAGUGAAAUCAUUGGAAAUUUUGAAGACAAAACUAUCAUAAGGACUCUAACAGUUGCAAAAGCUACACCAGAGGAUUUGAAACGCAAUUACACUUGCUACGCCAGAAAUGCCAGAGGGGAGAACCAUAGCCAGGCCAUAGUGCACAUGAAAGUUGUGCCACCAAAGUACACCGUGGAGCUGGCCUGUGGACUGGGAGCCACCAUCCUGCUUGUUGUGGUGCUGAUAGUUGUCUAUCAUGUUUAUUGGCUUGAAAUGGUUCUCUUCUAUCGAGCCCAUUUUGGAACAGAUGAAACCAUUCUAGAUGGGAAGGAGUACGAUGUAUACGUGUCCUAUGCACGAAAUGCAGAAGAGGAGGAGUUUGUGCUGCUGACACUGCGAGGAGUCCUGGAGAAUGAGUUUGGGUACAAGCUAUGCAUCUUCGACAGAGACAGCCUCCCUGGAGGAAUUGUCACAGAUGAAACCCUGAGCUUCAUCCAGAAAAGCCGCCGACUACUUGUUGUCCUGAGCCCCAACUACGUCUUGCAGGGGACACAGGCCCUGCUGGAGCUCAAGGCUGGUCUAGAGAAUAUGGCUUCCAAGGGCAGCAUCAAAGUCAUUCUAGUGCAGUACAAAGCCAUCAAGAAGAGCAAGGUGAAGGAGCUGAAGCAGGCCAAGACAGCCUUGACUGUCAUUAAAUGGAAAGGCGAGAAAUCAAAAUUUCCAAAGGGCAGGUUCUGGAAGCAGCUGCAGGUGGAAAUGCCGGUAAAAAAAAAUAGCAGGAGUUCAAGCCUCAAUGGCCAAGAGCCUUCAUAUUUCUCCCUAAGAAAUGUUUGACACUAUCAGGAAAAAAAAAUCACAAGUUAGGCUGGGAGUGGGAAAGAACUCAGGGCUUACCAUGAAGGACUCUGUCCUGAGCAUUUCAGAGGACAGUUGUGUUUCCCUGCAGCUUUCCUACUGCCCUGACCAAAGACACACACACCUUCUUUUUGCAAAUGCUAACUUCUAAUCAACUACAAAAGUCCCAGGCUCAUGAUCUGAAUUUGAACUCUGUAGGUGGGGUGCAGUCAGUACCUGGUGAUAGCAUAGCAUUUGUACAGGCCAGUACUUCUAUCUCCAACUUCUAUUAGACCCUCUUUAAAUCCCUUGGCAGGGCUCUUUCCCUCUCUUAAGCAGCUUCACUCCUUCCUGUUCACUGGUCCCCACUGAGGAGGCUGAGGGGCAGUUUGAACAGUGUCUGCAGUGUGGAGCCUUUCACGUGCCUCAUAGUCCUGCAGGAUUGCAGAUAUCUGCUUCUGUGGGGGAAGCACACUAAAACCCCUACACUCUUAAGGCUCCUCAUUGCCUCCUUGCACACUCCUGUAGGAGCAGAUGCAUUCAGGUAGUUUGCCAGUGUGAAAUGACUGUUACAGAAGCAAACCUUUUUGUUUUUUUUUUGAAGCUCUGUUAUGUGCUAUUUGUAUUAUAUCAUUUCUACUAAUAAGUGGUCAGUCUCUGGGACUCUGCAGUCUUCUGAGUGUCCCAGAUCCUUCAGGGCUGUAAUGCUCUUAAUCCAGGAGAAUCUCUUGUUAGCAGAGGUCAUGGAGCAUGUGUAAAAGGUGCUUAUUCAUAGAAUAAACUCAGGGACUUCACAAGCACUGCAAGGAACCCCAAUUUACUACUGAACACCCCUGCUCUGUCUGUGCUGCUCCAGUGGGAAGGCAUCAUGGAAAGUGUUGCUGAGGACACGGCACAACACUAGAUAUCUGCCCAGCUUUCUAGGGGACCCCACAAACUUAUCUGAACUGAGUGAUGAGCAUCGUGUUUUUUGUAAUUCAGGGCUUGGGUUUAAACCUACUUCAGUUUUACAGAGCAAACCUCUGCUCCUCUUGUUCUCAGUCCAGAGUUGCAGAAUGAAGGUCUGUCUCAGGUUCUGCAGCCUUUCACAACAGCCACAGGGUACCAGUCCUUGCUUAAAUAGGAGGCAGCAGGCGCAGGAAGGGCCUACAUGUUAAUGCACCUGCAGACGGGCCUUGCAGACAAAGGGGGAGUGUCGCUUCCCUUGUAGGACAGACCAAAGCACAGCGGGCCUUGGCUAGUACUGUUGUUCACAAUGUUUUCACAUAAUACUACAAACUCUGGGGGUGCCUCAAUAUUCCCGUAACUACCUGUGUAAGGACCUUCUCACAUAGUUACGGAAUUCAGUGUUACACACACUAAGUGCAUGUUUAGUUUUUAUAGAUAAUGAUCGCUCUUGAGUCAGCUCUGACUCAUGCUUUCACUCUGCUGGUGUCCAGUGAGUGAGGUGUAGCCAUCCAUAAUGGCAUUAAAAAAGCACUACAAGUCGGAGUAUACGCACUAUUCACUCAAGUGGGCUGCGAGGUUUGUGGGUGACCCAGCAAGCAGUCCAGCUUUAAAGGUGUGGGGCUGACUCCUGGAGUCAGCAAAGACCCCUUACCCUUAUGAUCUUCUUAUUACUAAUUGUAUUCAGGGGAGUUGGGGGCCCCAGCCACCACACCACUGGGCUAGGUACUGUAAAAACAUGGAACAAAUAGAGCCUUCUUUCUUGCCUUCCUCUUCAUCCCUCCCUCCCCCUCCCCCCCCCAAUAAGCUUUGUUUUAAGCAGGUGAAAAAUUGCAGUCGGCUUCACUAAAGGCAGUGGGGCUUCUUACCUGCUUAGAGGUGCUUAAAAGUUUUGCUGUUGUUGAGCCUUCCUUCUGCAGAAAGGCAGAGCAGAUUCCCACACUCCGUGAAGCUUCAUUUGUAUGAGAUACCAUCCAAAAAUAUGCUAAGCUUUGUGAAGCCAUUGCAACUGCAUUAUUUUGCCCAGCUUCAUCUUUUUGUUCAUGUUCUCAGCAUCUCUGUAAGCAGCUGCCAGAUCUGCAGGCAGAGGAAAGGCCCUGAGGCCAAAGCAGAACUGUGUUAGAUUCCAAUUUGAUUUCUAAAAAAUUGUCUCAGAAAUAUGCAUCAAUUCAAUUAACAUCCUAGACCUCACCACAUUGCCUCUCACUUUUGGCUGUGGCACCAAGAGAGUUUCUGCUGAUAUUUUUCUAAGCCUGAUAUUAUUUAGAAAAUUAAAGCCCCCUCAUUUACUUUGCUGGGUUUAUUCUAAAAGUUUUCUAAAUAAAUAAUGGGCAUAGUCUUUCUCUGGCAUACAGUGCAGUGGCCUUUGGUGCCAUUGCAACCCCAGAACAGGAUUACCGAGAGAGGCGAAGCAAAAGCUCGGCAGAACACCCACAAGGCAAAAGGUGAGAUGGUCUAAAAUGGGCAUGAGAGGUCCAAAGGGAGUAGUGUGGAAGGAGCGGACUGGAGCUUGACCACUGGCUUCAGUGGGAGCUGCCAGACCAGGGGCAAACCCAAAUGUUGGCUGCAAUGCAGCUCUGCAGACCUCCUCUAAUAAACCUUCCAUUACUUCCUAUGCCACACAUGGUUUCCAUUAGAGGAUCCUGUCACUGUCUGUCUAGUUCAGCUGACUCAUUUGAGUCUCUGUGCUGUAACCUAACAUUUAUCAAUAUGCAGCUCAUACAAAGUUCCUCAUUGUUAUUUCAUGGGGAAACAGCCUUGCACAAAUUGGAAUGGAUAUUUCCCUCUGUGCUGUUUGAUGUUUUACAGCUGUUCCAGAGUUCUCCCUUCUCUUUUCUGUAUGUUUUUACCUUUGUGUUAUUUGAUCUGUGAAG